UAGCACAGAAUCGACAAGGCAAAUCCAGAGCAACUUCAUUGUUGUCAUACAUCCGGGUUCAACAACUUUAAGGAUUGGUCGAGCCACAGACACACUUCCUAUCAGCAUUCCUCAUGUCAUUGCACGAAGACACAAGCAACAAGGGCAGCCACUGUACAAAGACAACUGGCUCCUAAGGGAAGGACUAAAUAAACCUGAAAGUAACGAACAAAGACAAAAUGGUCUUAAAAUGGUGGAUCAAGCGAUAUGGUCUAAAAAGAUGUCAAAUGGUACAAGGCGGAUUCCUGUGUCCCCUGAACAGGCACGCUCCUACAACAAGCAGAUGCGACCUGCAAUUUUAGAUCACUGUUCUGGAAAUAAAUGGACAAACACAUCUCAUCACCCUGAGUUUUUGGUUGGUGAAGAGGCUUUGUAUGUUAAUCCACUGGACUGUUACAAUAUCCACUGGCCUAUUAGAAGAGGUCAGUUAAAUAUUCACCCGGGACCUGGGGGCUCCCUUACAGCUGUUCUGGCAGAUAUUGAAGUAAUAUGGUCUCAUGCAAUACAAAAAUACUUGGAAAUUCCAUUGAAAGAUUUAAAGUAUUAUAGGUGUAUCUUGUUAAUUCCUGAUAUUUAUAAUAAGCAGCAUGUGAAAGAAUUGGUGAAUAUGAUCCUAAUGAAGAUGGGUUUCUCAGGGAUUGUGGUCCAUCAGGAGUCUGUGUGUGCCACUUUUGGAAGUGGUUUAAGCAGCACGUGUAUUGUAGAUGUUGGGGACCAGAAGACAAGUGUAUGCUGUGUGGAGGAUGGGGUCUCUCAUCGGAAUACUCGACUCUGUCUGGCAUAUGGAGGGUCUGACGUAUCAAGAUGUUUUUACUGGCUGAUGCAGCGAGCUGGAUUCCCUUAUAGAGAAUGCCAGUUAACAAAUAAAAUGGAUUGCCUUCUUCUGCAGCACCUAAAGGAAACUUUCUGUCAUUUAGAUCAGGACAUCUCUGGGCUUCAGGACCAUGAGUUUCAGAUUCGACAUCCAGAUUCGCCUGCCCUGCUUUACCAGUUUCGCUUAGGAGAUGAAAAGCUCCAGGCUCCAAUGGCUUUGUUUUAUCCAGCAACCUUUGGAAUCGUUGGACAAAAAAUGACGACUCUGCAGCACAGGUCGCAGGGUGACCCUGAGGACCCGCAUGAUGAGCACUACCUGCUGGCCACACAGAGCAAGCAAGAGCAGUCUGCAAAAGCUACUGCUGACCGCAAGUCUGCAUCCAAGCCCAUUGGAUUUGAAGGGGAUCUUCGUGGGCAGUCUUCGGAUCUUCCAGAAAGACUCCAUUCCCAGGAGGUGGAUUUGGGGUCCUCCCAGGGAGACUGUCUGAUGGCUGGCAAUGACUCUGAGGAGGCCCUCACUGCGCUGAUGUCCAGGAAGACUGCCAUCUCGCUGUUUGAAGGGAAAGCCCUAGGCCUGGAUAAAGCCAUCCUUCAUAGCAUAGACUGCUGUUCAUCUGAUGACACCAAAAAGAAGAUGUACAGUUCCAUCCUGGUGGUGGGAGGUGGUUUGAUGUUUCAUAAAGCACAAGAAUUUCUGCAGCACAGAAUUCUCAACAAAAUGCCACCUUCAUUCAGGCGAAUUAUUGAAAAUGUGGAAGUUAUCACAAGGCCCAAGGACAUGGAUCCUCGGCUGAUUUCAUGGAAAGGGGGCGCAGUGCUGGCUUGUUUGGAUACGACACAGGAACUGUGGAUCUACCAGCGAGAAUGGCAGCGCUUUGGUGUCCGCAUGUUACGAGAGCGAGCUGCCUUCGUAUGGUGAAAUGGGCAGGAAAAAUCACUCUUGGAGACCCCAAACAAGCCUCUUGGUAUAAAAGACUCUUAGAGAAUAUAUACAUAUGUAUAUAUAUAUUUUUAAUUUAUUACCCUAAGUGCUUCAAUUUCGUCGAAAAUAAAUGAAUUUUAACUUGUGUGUUGAGAA
Molecule: messenger RNA, 1930 nt
Organism: Myotis lucifugus (little brown bat)
Lineage: Eukaryota; Metazoa; Chordata; Mammalia; Chiroptera; Vespertilionidae
Gene: ACTR8
Product: ARP8 actin related protein 8 homolog
Exons: 13
Coding region: 230-1771 (513 amino acids)
Biological process (GO): double-strand break repair; regulation of DNA-templated transcription
Cellular component (GO): Ino80 complex
Source: RefSeq, a predicted model, not a curated record